Salvelinus fontinalis (brook trout) is the source of this 6282-nucleotide messenger RNA. Its product is annotated as protein zer-1 homolog. Bases 725 to 3034 code for a protein of 769 amino acids. The transcript has 16 exons. Gene Ontology annotation, molecular function: protein binding. Gene Ontology annotation, cellular component: Cul2-RING ubiquitin ligase complex. The record is from RefSeq and is a predicted model, not a curated record. Lineage: Eukaryota; Metazoa; Chordata; Actinopteri; Salmoniformes; Salmonidae.
CAGUGUCCGAUAAACUGCAAAUGAGCAAUGUGGACAAAUCCUGUAUAAAGUAGCUAGAUCGCCAAACAUUGAUUCACUAGCUAGCUAAUGAAUCUAAUUAACGCGAGUUACAGUAGCUGAGCUAGCCAGCAAUGGAUUUGAUGUAGCUAACUAACGUUAUUUAGCAAAAUAGCUAUAUGUCAUGGUUGCAGGUUACACUACAUAAAUAUACAUUUGUACUUGACACUUUUGAUACAGCUAACGUUACAGUAGUUAGUUAGCCAGCCAUGGCGCACUGUACGCUCAUCUAUCUGAGGUCAGGACCGAACUCUCAACUCCGUUGCGCGAUUUGCUAGCAACAACAUUGAGUCCCUUUGUCGAUACUUGUAAGCUUUUUCAGAAUUGUAUUUUAUUUUUAUUUUUUUACAUGUACUUAUUUUGGUCCUGUACAACUGAGGCUGUUUCGCGGGUUGCUGAAAUUCAUACUUCUAAUAAAAUAUGUUAUCGAAUACAAGCACCGACUUUUUCCUAAUUGGUUUUGCUCAAAUGGAGACAUACCGGCUUGAAACAGCUUCUUGUAGACCUAACCCCGGAGUUAGGGAGAUCUUGAGCACACACUGCCUCUUCUGUGACCACCUCAUCUAUCCCGAUGCCUACCCUUUGAGAGCUGCCUGGCACCUACCUCCUGAGGCCACCUGCUUUGCCCUGUUGUCAAACAGAGGGGAAGUGAGAAGCAGCAGCCGACAUGGCAGCCAAGGCAGGGGACAACCCCGACAGCCUCAUGGCACUGACCACAGCCUUCUGCCUGAGGAAUCUGAGGAGGACCAUGUGCUACCUGGGAGAGAGGAACAAGCUCUGCCUACGCUCAGACAUCUUCCUGCCCAGCGAGAUCUGUGACAAGCUGGUCAACACAUACAUGGAGCUGGUCCAUAUGGACAGUAACUUUGAGCCGCAGGACGGCUUCUUCCAGCUGUUCUCGGAUCCGCACAGCACCAGGCUCACCCGGGUACAGCUGAGGGAGGACUUUGUGCGUGACAGGGACCUGGAGGCCAUUGGGAAACAGGACUUGAUAGAGCUCCACCUCACCUACUGCAACAACCUAUCAGCUCACAGCCUCAGGACUUUAACUAGAUUCCGCCAGACCCUGGUCUCCCUCAGCCUGUUCGGCUGCAGCCACAUCUUCUAUCGCAAGGGUGGUGCCCCACUGGCAUGCGACGAGGAAGAGGAGGAAGAUAGGCCGGCCUCCAGACAGGCACUGGACACAGACUUCAGCUUCCAGGGCUUCAACCGGCUGCGGCUGCUCAACCUCGGGGGUCUGCCUGAGGAGGUGGACGCUGAGGCUCUGCUCAAGCCCCUGCCGGCCCUCACCUCCCUAGACCUGUCCGGGGUGCCGCUACCCAAGGCUGCCUUCCUGGCCCACUGGAAGGAGAGGCUGGCCUCGCUAGUGCUCUACAAUGUGGACCUCUCCGAGGAGCUAAUCAACACGGUGGUGGAGCUGGGACACCUCAGGCACCUGGAUAUCUCCAGAGAGCGCACCUCCAAGUGCAAGAUGACCCGUAAGAUCCUGACGGCCAUUGUGCAGGGCCUAGUCAACCUGGUGUCACUGGACAUCUCAGGUCAUAUCAUGCUGGACAACUGCACAGUCCCACACUUCGAGGAGGCCAUGGGACGUCCAAGUAUCGAGCCCUGCAAGAGCAGCAUCUACCCUUUCCAGGAGCUAAAGAGGCCCCUGCAGUUUCUGGGGCUCUACAACACCACCCUUUGUAAUGUGACACACAUCCCUGCUUACAAGGUCACAGGCUCUAAGAAUGAAGACCAGGUCCUGAAUGCCAUCGAGGUCUACACAGAGUUCCGCCCGGAGCUGGCCCACCGAGCCAUCAACCAGCUGUUUGAUAUCGCCAGGAUACAGCACUGCAGCCAGCUACUGCGGGCACUGCAGCUGGUGAUCGCUGCACUGAAGUGCCACAAGUACGACAAGAGCAUCCAGGUGACAGGCAGUGCGGCCCUCUUCUACUUGACCAACACAGAGUACCGCAGUGACCAGAGUGUGCGGUUGCGCCGGCAGGUCAUCCAGGUGGUGCUCAACGGCAUGGAGCAGUACCAGGAGGUCACGGUCCAGAGGAACUGCUGCCUGACGCUGUGUAACUUCAGCAUCCCUGAGGAGCUGGAGUUCCAGUACGGCCGGGUCAACCUGCUGCUGCUGAAGAUCCUGGAGCCAGCCCGGCAGGAUGAGUCCAUCCAGCGCAUCGCCGUGCACCUCUGCAACGCCCUGGUCUGCCAGGUGGACAACCACCACAAGGAGGCUGUGGGCAAGAUGGGCUUUGUCAAGACAAUGUUGAAUCUCGUCCAGAAAAAGCUACAGGACAGGAUGUGUGACCAGGUAAUGGAGUUCUCCUGGAGUGCCCUGUGGAACAUCACUGACGAGACGCCAGACAACUGUCAGAUGUUCCUUAACUGUAAGGGCAUGAGCCUCUUCCUGGACUGCCUGAAGGAGUUUCCAGACAAACAGGAGCUCCACCGUAACAUGCUGGGGCUGCUGGGUAAUGUGGCAGAAGUGAGGGCUCUGCGACCACAACUCCUCACCCCACAGUUCAUCUCUGUCUUCAGUAACCUGCUGGACAGCAAGGCAGAUGGGAUUGAGGUGUCCUAUAAUGCGUGCGGCGUGCUAUCCCACAUCGUGUUGGAUGGGCCAGAGGCGUGGGCCAUGGAAGAGCCACUGAGGGACACGGUCAUGGACAAGAUGAUGGACGCUAUCCAGAGCUGGGACGUCACCUCCCGCCGGAAUAUCAACUACAGAUCCUUUGAACCCAUCUUGCGCCUGCUGCCCCAGAGCGUCGCCCCAGUCAGUCAGCACUGGGCCACGUGGGCACUCUUCAACCUGGUGUCGGUCUACCCGAGUAAGUACUGCCCUCUGCUGAUAAAAGAAGGAGGGAUUGUUCUCCUGGAGAAGGUGCUGGAGCUCCAGACAUCACAUGAAGAGACCAAGGACAUGGCGCGGAAGGUGAUGGAGCAGUGUGAGAACUUCAAAGAAGGCCCCAUGGAAACGACGAGGUAGACAACGGCCAACAGAGGACAACGGCCAACAGACGACGACGUCAGGGGAGCAGUACCGCUAGACGAACAAAAAAGGCAAAACUUCAUAGGAAUCCUUCAGUAUCUUCUCACCACAAGUGUCAAUUGUGUGCAUCAAUUUACUGUAGAGCAGAGCAACUGUUCUUUGCCUCUCAGCCAGGCUUUCUGGACAGAACCUUGUUAUGCGACACUAUUAGGAAGUUGAGAUGUGGUGCACCGAGUUUGUGUGUGUCUGUGUGUGUUUGCGCGUGUGUGUGUGUGUUAUUUGUGUUGCACAUGAUAAGCAUAAUUUGUAUAAUGUAUUUGUGUUCAUUUAUUGAUUUGUUUUGCUUUUUGGUGUGCGUGCUUGUCCUCGUUUGGGUGUGAGUGUGCUAGAGUGUGUUUGCGUGUGUAAUGAGUGUGUGUAAUAAGAGUGUGUGUGUGUGUGUGUGUGUGUGUGUGUGUGUGUGUGUGUGUGUGUGUGUGUGUGUGUGUGUGUGUGUGUGUGUGUGUGUGUGUGUGUGUGUGUGUGUGUGUGUGUGUGUGUGUGUGUGUGUGUGUGUGUGUGUGUGUGUGUGUGGAAGGACGUAUGUGUGUUAUAAUAAGGAUCAAAACACCAGGGAGAUGUUUGCCUCUGACAAAUAGGAAACAAAAAUGCAGGUUGUUAUGGUAUUUUUCCCACCUUAGUCUGUUAUAUUGGGUCUCGUGAGAGGCCCUUCGUUGUAUAAGCUUAAUUUCCAACACAGCGCCGUCAACGCCCAUCAUGCUCCUUCUCAGAAUUCUCAGUCCACAGCCAUUUCUGAUGCAGAAAUUUCAAAUGGAUGACGCCAUGAGGUGUGGACGGUCGAUUAGUUUUAUCCCAAACAGCACUGAUCUGUGGACAGUUGCUAUUGAGCAGUGAAGUUGCCAUGUCUGUGGAUGCAUCUCUAUCCCACACUGAUCGAGAGCGUAACCGUGGAGGUGUGUAGCCGUGACAAUGACACCCAGUAGAAGUCUUCCUAGAUCCUGUGGCAUGGGGAAGGACUUUUUGUUUUUCGUUGUACGUAUUUGGAGUUACCAUCUGUCCCAUCAUUGUUUGUCAGUUUUUUUGUUAUAUGAUUAUAAACAUUCCUAUGAUUUAAUCUGUAAAUCUAGGCUUUGUUCCCCAUUCCUUACAUAUAUAACCCACAAAUAAGCUGAAUGAUGAGAAACAAAUCAGGAAGGACUAUACUGUUAGGGUUUUUGGAAUCUCAACAAAAAAAUGCCCAUGUUCUAAAAUGUUAAGGAAAAUCUGAAGGUGGAUGAUUUUAACUUUGUGUCUUUCAUGUAUGUGGAUACAAUGCCUUCAACCAUAAAGUCUUAGCGCCAUAUAUUUAGAUUUGACACAUUUAGGAAAGCCUGUAUCUGAUUUCUGAACAUUUAGUUGCCAUGUAAGAAAUCUUUAGCCUAACAUUUGCACAUGAUUUGGUAAGGUAGUCGAGUGAUGCAGUGGUAUACUUGGUCUCCAAAAGCCAACAACAAAUGUGAAGAUUAGUUCAUAAAAUGCUGACCUCAGAUUUUUACGCAACAUUAAUUCAAGAAUUCAUGCUGUAUUGUAACAUUCAGUGGGGUCGGAAAUUAUUGACACCCUUGAUAAAGAUGAGCAAAAAUGACUGUAAAAUAAAUAAUAAAAAUACUGAGCUAUAUUUUAUGCUAAAAAAAGGGAAAUUAUAUUUUAUACCAAUACAAUUAGAGAAAUAGAUAUUGUUUAACAAGUAAUACUUUUUUUCUCAAAGGUAGGGGUUAAGAUUGACACCUCUGUUUUCAAACGCUUGCGAGGAUAACGGCACAGAGACAUUUUCUAAAAUGUUUUAUGAGUUAGAGAACACAAUGGGAGGGAUCUUAUCCCCAUCCUAAAUACAGAAUCCUUCCAGAUCCUUGGUAUCCUUCGUCUGCGCUGAUGGACUGCCCUCUUCAAUGCAAACCACAGGUUUUCAAUGGGUUUCAAGUCCAGAGACUGAGGCAGCUAUUCCAAAAUGUUGAUUUUGAGCCCAAUUAACAAUUUCUUUGUGGAUUUUGAUGUCUUGCUGGAAGUUCCACUUGUGGCCAUCUUAAAAUGGAUGUCAUCCAUGGGUUUUUGUUCAGAACUAAUCACUAAUUUCCCCCUACAGACCUUGAUGUCAGUAGAAAUAAAUAGCUUAUCAGUAGAAGGAAUUUGUUCCACACUACACUUACUCUUCAUAGAUUGAUCUUUAGUUGGAUUAUUAUUUUGAUAUUUCACAUGAAGUCCCAACACAUUCAAACAUGGAUUUUUCCUUCGCUUCUUGAACAGAAAUCCUCUCUGGUCCACUAGAUAUAGAAUUAAUUAAUCUUUGCUUUUCCAUGUACAUUGUCUUAAUACUUUUUCAUGUGAUUUUGUAUGUUUGUAUAGUGCAUUAGGAAAGUAUUCAUACCCCUUGAAUUUUUCCACAUUUUGUUACGUUACAGCCUUAUUCUAAAAUUGAUAAAAUACUUUUUUCCUCAUCAAUUUGCUAUGAGACUCAAAAUUGAGCUCAGGUGCAUCCUGUUUCCAAUUAUCAUCCUUGAGAUGUUUCUACAACUUGAUUGAGUCCACCUGUGGUAAAUUCAAUUGAUUGGAUGCGAUUUGGAAAGGCACACACCUGUCUAUAUAAGGUAUUGUGUGUAGUUUGAUGAGGUGGAAAAGAACAAUUGAAUCCAUUUUUGAAUAAGGCUGAAUAAGAUUUUUUUGGGGGGGAAAGUAUUGGGGUCUGAAUACUUUCCGAAUGCACUCUAUGCCUCGUUCAACCAUAUUUAUAUUGUUAUUUUACAAUUAUGGUGGGAGGUUAUUUCCAAAUGGGAGGCUGAACUGGGCAAGGCCUGUAGAAAUGGAAAACAUAUUAUUGUUGUUAGAACCUCACUUCAUAAGAAUUUUGCUGAUGUUGGAUUCUCUAAUAUUCAAUAAAUGGGUAGAGUUACAUAGCACCAAAGGGAGGAUGGGUCUUGGUUGAUUUGUGUAGGUCUUUCAGGCUCUUUAGCACUUAAUGAACAUAUCACAUACUGUACAGUAAGUUAAUAAAAAGGAGACAAUUCAGUUGUAAAUGUGGGGCAUCUGAGGAAAAUGUAGGUAACCCUUAUUUAACAUCACUCUUCUAAGUCUUCAUAAGAGCUAUGUAUUCAGAAAAAUUGUGAAAUUAGGGCUAUAUUAUGUUCAGUGCCUUCAGAAAGUCUUCACACCCCUUGACUUCUUCCAUGUUUUGUUGUUUCAAAGUGGGAUUAAAAUGGAUUUAAUUGUAA